UUAAAUUGCCAUGACUGCAGGUAUUAGAGUUGAUCCACCACUGGUUGAAUUCAACAAUGUGAGAGUCGGCAACGUUUACAAGACAACAGUCACGGUAACGAAUGUGGGGAAAACGCUGAAGAAAAUAAAAUUUAAAAAGCCCAUUACGAAGUUGUUCAAGUUUACGUCAUCCAGCCCAGCUGUGUCUUUGGCUCCCGGUCUUUCUGUGAACGGCUUGGUUGAGUUCACACCAGACAGAAACGAAGAUGUCAGUGACUGCCUUCUGCUUGAUAUCGAAGAGAGGGAGACCAUAGAAAUCCUGUUAAAAGCGUUCUGUCGGACCUGUUCUUUCUCGAUGGACCCAAUGAUUGACUUUGGCUGUGUUGCAGCCAGCAGUCAGGUGAUCUGGAAACAUCACCCUGUGACCAAUCAUGGAUCAGCACCAGGGAUGUUCCAGGUGCAGUACAGUGGAGAUCCUGCAGUCACAUUCUCGCCCUGUAGUGGAGUCAUAGCGCCUGGCGCCACCCAGUGGCUGAAAGUUGACCUGCGCACAGACAGACCGAGGCAGAUUCACGAGAAGGCUUUGGUGAAACUCCAGAAUGGUUCCAGUGUAGCUCUCAGUGUCAAGGCUGAAAUGGUGGACCAACACCUUGAAGUCUUUGACACCCAGGGAGUUCCACUAUCCUGUGUAUGGUUUGGACCGGUCUACUUUGGGACAUCCCGUGUAGAGAAUGUUGUUCUGAAGAACAGUUCACCUGAGGCCUGCGAUUGGGUCUGCUUGCUGCAGGACACUGCUGCUGGGACUGAAGCAGGAACAGACCUACAGAAGAGUGCAGAUGCUACCCUGCUAGAGAAAAUGGAGAGAUACUCUCAACCCAGCCAGAACAUCUCUCAGGUCUUGGCAUGUUUCCCCCAAGAAGGUCAUCUGGAACCGAAUGAAAUGAGGACUGUGACAGUCCACUUCAACCCAGUCUGCAAGAGGUCACGAAAGCAGCAGACACAUCAAAAUGCAAAGGAUAAUUCGUCCAGCCGGCAUGACUACUGUCUGUUCCUACUGUUUGAGUCAUUGAGAAGCAAACAUGGUUUCACUCACAAAAGAGGUAACAGCAGUGUGGAACUGGCAGUGAUGGGUUCUGGGCUUCCUGUGUCCCUGGUGCCCAGUCCAUCACACAGCUUUGAUUUCCACAGUUGUGUUAUCGGCGAGCGUGUGGACAUGCUGUGUGUUUUGCAGAACCUCUGCCCUCAACUUCCUGUCAACUUUCACUUCCGCAAGUUGGCACAUUUUUCCACAGAGCCCUCUACUGGCAGCAUUGCCCCAGGCCAAUGCCAGGAUGUAGUUUUAUCUUUCAAUGCACAACAGCAAGGAAGUUUCCAGGUGUGUCAAAAGUUGGAUGUCUUAGGUCAUGUUUGCCAGAGGGGCGACAAUACGUCUGAAGAAGCAGCUGCACUCCAGCUUCGCACCUUCUACACCAUCAACCUACAGCUAUCUGCUGUCUGCCACAGUGAAACCAAAGACCCUGUCCCCAAGUUAAAUCCAGGCAUCACUCCAACAGUGACCAGUCCAGCUGGGUGUCAGCCUCACGUUGGGACCACCGAGCUGACGCAGUGUCGUGACAAGGCAUACGCCGCCAUCCUCUGUGCAGAGAAAACAAAAAUUCAUAUGCAUCGCAUACAGCAGAGCCACACCAAGGAGGGAGAUGAGUUUCUGGCUUUUCCUAAUGACCGAAUCUCGAGCAUCAGGCCUCCCUCUCCUCACACACAGUACAGGACAAUUUUCACUGGUGUACAUCGCUAUCACUACGUAGACACCGACUAUGCUUUCACAGAGGAGGAGGCAGAGCAGAGACGCCUACAUCGGCAAAUUUACGCAGACUUUAUCGACCAACUCAGGAAGACACGUCUGCAGAAGAUGAAUGAGAGACAGGAAAUAAAAGUGAAGGAUGAGCUAGACAUUGGAAUAGUUCCUUCUCAAGGACUUGUUCCUCCUGCACUUAAUAUCAGUGACCUAAAAAUCCAUAAGACUAAAGAGACAAAGCCAAGUCACGCCAACAGCUCUUCAUUAGCAUCCACCUGCACUCGUCAUCUUCACGACAUCACAUCUGUCACUCGACAGGUGACAGAGGUUGUGAAUGCAAUUCCCUCUUCCAGCCAGGAGAUGGCAGACUGCAAUAGGAAUCUGACCCCUCUGGAACUCUACCAAGUCAUCAUAAGACCAUUGUUUGUGGAUUUUGGUGAGGUAUGUGCGCAGUCGGUGUGUGUCCAGAAGCUGGAGCUGAUUAAUCGUCUGUCAGCGUACGUCCUGAUAGAGCUGGAGAUAGACUGCCCUGAGCUGCAGGGCUCCUCACCUCCCUCACACAUCCUACCACCCUGCUCCCAGUCCUCCCUACUGUUAACAUUUCAAAGCAACAAGCUGGGACACUUCUACAGACCUGUCCCCUACUCUGUGAACCAGCAGCACACUGGUCAAAUACUGGUCCAGGCUCAGGUUGUGCCUAUGGCACUGGAACUUUGCACCAACUUGCUGGUGCUCCGUCCCAACAAAACAUUGCUUGCCCAUUCAGGAUACCGGAGCUCAGUUACUAUUCGAAAUAAGCGUAACCACCCAGCUGAAUUCACAUGGAGACCAGCAGUCACUGAGGGAAACAUCCAGUUCUCUGUUCUACCUGCUGCAGGUACAGUGGAGGCAUACUGUGAACUGGACUGUGAGGUGGUGUGGUACCCCUCUUUCUCCUUCACUUCAGAAGGAGACUUUGACCUCUGUGUCCAUGAGGGGAACACGCAGCGUCUUCACUGUAUUGCAAAGGUUAAACCCACUAGUGUUCACUUAGCAGAGGAAAGAUUGAUAUUUGGAUCUGUGCCUGUCAGUAUGCCUUCUGUCAGGACUGCAAUCUUACAGAACACAGGACAGAACCACUCUUACUAUCAGGUUCUUGACGUGUGCCCAAUGCCUGGCAUGACGGUAAAUUCACCUACGGGCGUGGUGCCCUGUGGUGGACAGGCUGAACUCCAAAUCCACUUCAGCCCGGACUCUGCCAUCAAGUUUGACACCAAAAUUGAGAUUGCUCUGAAGAACAUGAAGUCCAUUGAGCUUCGAGUGGGCGGAUCUGUGGAGCCUCUGAAUCUACACAUUAAUGCUUCCCACUUCCACUUCUCUGGGAUACAUGUUGGUUCUCGGCGAGCGAUACCGUUCUCUUUGACAAACCGAUCAUCAGCAGCAGCCCAACUGACCUUUGAUCUUUCACAGUAUCCAGACUUUGCACUUCAGCAUCCACAGGCCUCAGCAGAAACAGAGCAGCAGAUACAGGGAGUGGCUCUUGUGGAGGUCCAGGGUCACCACACUGUGGACUGCUCACUUGUGUUUUCCCCAUCCCAGGUGGCCAGUUAUGAGUUUGAGCUACCACUGUCAGUCAGCGGUGUGAGAUGUGGCAUACCUUCUCCAUCCCCGAGUCUCACCUCCGCCUCUUGCUCACUGCCAUCUAAAAGCAGGAACCUCAUCAUCAGACCAUUUCCCAAGUCUGUUAAUCUGGUCACUGGUCUACGACACAUACAUGCUACAGUGCUGUUUGCCCCACUUGAGAUGUCCCCAUCUAGCCUCCAGUUCCAUGUGGAACCUUUGGUAUCACUGUCUGAUGUUUACUCUGAGAUGGUUGAGCUGAAAUCGGUGUGUGAAGAGAGUGUGGGUUGGUGGUUUGAUUGUGAUCCACAAGGACGUGACACUGAAGGAAAUUUACUCACUGUGUUCCCAUCAUCUGGGGUUCUGGCACCUGGUCAGUGUGUUUGUUUGGCUGUCAGCAUCAGGACUCAGGCUUGUAGUACAGUGUCUGCCAGAGUGACCAAACUGUCACUCCCACUUUACCUGGGCAACAAAGAACAGCAGCAAAUAGGAGCAGAGGAAGGACAUGAGCCAUAUCGAGAGCUGUCAGUUUCUGUCACCGUUCUGCGCCCAAGUAUCACCUUCCACCCUCCUGAUCUCAUCCUCACACCAUGGAACCACAGUAUCAGCAGAAGUGGAUCUAAAGGAUGGGUCAAAGGCAGAGCUUGUAUCUGUCAAUCUUUCUGCAAGGCACACCAUCCCGGCACAGAAUACUCUCUGGAAGAAUGUGUCCCUGUGUUUGUUUACAAGAGGCAGUCAGGUAACAGCAGUGUGGAACUGGCAGUGAUGGGUUCUGGGCUUCCUGUGUCCCUGGUGCCCAGUCCAUCACACAGCUUUGAUUUCCACAGUUGUGUUAUCGGCGAGCGUGUGGACAUGCUGUGUGUUUUGCAGAACCUCUGCCCUCAACUUCCUGUCAACUUUCACUUCCGCAAGUUGGCACAUUUUUCCACAGAGCCCUCUACUGGCAGCAUUGCCCCAGGCCAAUGCCAGGUCAUGUUUGCCAGAGGGGCGACAAUACGUCUGAAGAAGCAGCUGCACUCCAGCUUCGCACCUUCUACACCCAUCAACCUACAGCUAUCUGCUGUCUGCCACAGUGAAACCAAAGACCCUGUCCCCAAGUUAAAUCCAGGCAUCACUCCAACAGUGACCAGUCCAGCUGGGUGUCAGCCUCACGUUGGGACCACCGAGCUGACGCAGUGUCGUGACAAGGCAUACGCCGCCAUCCUCUGUGCAGAGAAAACAAAAAUUCAUAUGCAUCGCAUACAGCAGAGCCACACCAAGGAGGGAGAUGAGUUUCUGGCUUUUCCUAAUGACCGAAUCUCGAGCAUCAGGCCUCCCUCUCCUCACACACAGUACAGGACAAUUUUCACUGGUGUACAUCGCUAUCACUACGUAGACAGACCCGACUAUGCUUUCACAGAGGAGGAGGCAGAGCAGAGACGCCUACAUCGGCAAAUUUACGCAGACUUUAUCGACCAACUCAGGAAGAACGUGACAGAGGUUGUGAAUGCAAUUCCCUCUUCCAGCCAGGAGAUGGCAGACUGCAAUAGGAAUCUGACCCCUCUGGAACUCUACCAAGUCAUCAUAACAGCACACUGGUCAAAUACUGGUCCAGGCUCAGGUUGUGCCUAUGGCACUGGAACUUUGCACCAACUUGCUGGUGCUCCGUCCCAACAAAACAUUGCUUGCCCAUUCAGGAUACCGGAGCUCAGUACUAUUCGAAAUAAGCGUAACCACCCAGCUGAAUUCACAUGGAGACCAGCAGUCACUGAGGGAAACAUCCAGUUCUCUGUUCUACCUGCUGCAGGUACAGUGGAGGCAUACUGUGAACUGGACUGUGAGGUGGUGUGGUACCCCUCUUUCUCCUUCACUUCAGAAGGAGACUUUGACCUCUGUGUCCAUGAGGGGAACACGCAGCGUCUUCACUGUAUUGCAAAGGUUAAACCCACUAGUGUUCACUUAGCAGAGGAAAGAUUGAUAUUUGGAUCUGUGCCUGUCAGUAUGCCUUCUGUCAGGACUGCAAUCUUACAGAACACAGGACAGAACCACUCUUACUAUCAGGUUCUUGACGUGUGCCCAAUGCCUGGCAUGACGGUAAAUUCACCUACGGGCGUGGUGCCCUGUGGUGGACAGGCUGAACUCCAAAUCCACUUCAGCCCGGACUCUGCCAUCAAGUUUGACACCAAAAUUGAGAUUGCUCUGAAGAACAUGAAGUCCAUUGAGCUUCGAGUGGGCGGAUCUGUGGAGCCUCUGAAUCUACACAUUAAUGCUUCCCACUUCCACUUCUCUGGGAUACAUGUUGGUUCUCGGCGAGCGAUACCGUUCUCUUUGACAAACCGAUCAUCAGCAGCAGCCCAACUGACCUUUGAUCUUUCACAGUAUCCAGACUUUGCACUUCAGCAUCCACAGGCCUCAGCAGAAACAGAGCAGCAGAUACAGGGAGUGGCUCUUGUGGAGGUCCAGGGUCACCACACUGUGGACUGCUCACUUGUGUUUUCCCCAUCCCAGGUGGCCAGUUAUGAGUUUGAGCUACCACUGUCAGUCAGCGGUGUGAGAUGUGGCAUACCUUCUCCAUCCCCGAGUCUCACCUCCGCCUCUUGCUCACUGCCAUCUAAAAGCAGGAACCUCAUCAUCAGACCAUUUCCCAAGUCUGUUAAUCUGGUCACUGGUCUACGACACAUACAUGCUACAGUGCUGUUUGCCCCACUUGAGAUGUCCCCAUCUAGCCUCCAGUUCCAUGUGGAACCUUUGGUAUCACUGUCUGAUGUUUACUCUGAGAUGGUUGAGCUGAAAUCGGUGUGUGAAGAGAGUGUGGGUUGGUGGUUUGAUUGUGAUCCACAAGGACGUGACACUGAAGGAAAUUUACUCACUGUGUUCCCAUCAUCUGGGGUUCUGGCACCUGGUCAGUGUGUUUGUUUGGCUGUCAGCAUCAGGACUCAGGCUUGUAGUACAGUGUCUGCCAGAGUGACCAAACUGUCACUCCCACUUUACCUGGGCAACAAAGAACAGCAGCAAAUAGGAGCAGAGGAAGGACAUGAGCCAUAUCGAGAGCUGUCAGUUUCUGUCACCGUUCUGCGCCCAAGUAUCACCUUCCACCCUCCUGAUCUCAUCCUCACACCAGUACCUCUGGUGACUGAAACAACAGCCACAGUGACCUUACUCGCUGUGGGAUAUCCUGGUGGAACCACAGUAUCAGCAGAAGUGGAUCUAAAGGAUGGGUCAAAGGCAGAGCUUGUAUCUGUCAUCUUUCUGCAAGGCAACACCAUCCCGGCACAGAAACACUCAGCAGGCUUCCAGGACCAGGAAACCAAUGAGACCUCUUUAAUGUGCAGUGUGACCUUCUCCUCUGCUGUACCUCUGUCCAUGUGCACAUACAUCACCUUCACUGACCACCUUCACAACAGGUUCCAGAUGAAGGUGUAUGCUGUAGCUGACAACUGUUUGCUAACAGUCUGGCCAUUCAUGGCCCUCCUCCACUCCCACCAACAAAUAGUUCUUCACACUGGAGACACAACUGUUCAAACAGCGCCACAGUGCUGUCAUCUGCAAAUUCCAACAUCUGCCCCUGAUUCAUCUUCAUCAUUUUAUCAAAACAUCUCAAGCAAGAUCACAAAUUCAGACUGCUUUCCAGACAGCGACAGCUUGAGUGGUUAUGCCUACAAGGAUCAGGCUCCAGCCAGUCUUGGCAUCCCACAAUUUCCUGCUGCUAACACAGAAGAAGAACAUUAUUACAGCAGAGUCUUACGAGCUGUGGAGAGGUGGUUUAGCUUCUUUGGCUGGCCUGGCAGACCAUACCCCAUUUCUGUACCUCACACUCUGAGAAGGCUUGUUCCAAAAAUUCAAACCAGUCCAUCCAGUGGCCAGACAUAUCGUGUAAAUGUAAAUAUAGACUCCAGGUCUGUAUUUGAUAUGCUUCAUCACCUGACUGGAAAACAGAUUCCUGGUAUUCCUCACAGCUGUACCUUUUCCAGAGAUAUAGACCAGCGUACUAAUCAGCUGCUACAGCAGUUUGAAGCAAUGCUUGCUUUUCUGAGCAUACAGGGAGGCUGUCUGUGUCACAUCAAACCAGCGUAUUUACUGGACAGAGAAGAGUUCUAUCACUGGUGCUCCCUCCAGUUAAAGGAAAAAGGGGAGGGAUGGAUGUACAGCGAUGCUGACUAUGAAUCUCUGAGCAAACAAUGCUGGACUGAUGUGCUGCUGCAAAUAUAUAAGGUGCUGGUGUUGUGUCGUGUAUCAGAGAGACAUUUGAACACAAACCUCAGCCAGAAAGACACCAGAGAAAUUCUGCCAGUCGGUUUACAAUUGCAGGCCAGUAACAUCUACUCUCCCUGGGAGCUCCAGCUGCUCUCCUGGCUCAACGCGCAGUACCAAAACAUGAAGAAAACCAUCUGGAGUACAGAUGCUGUUCCACCAGCACGCUGGGUUAUAAAUUUUGACCUGGACUUGGCAGAUGGGCUGGUGAUGGGUGCUGUGCUUUCUGCCUACUGCCCUUACCUGAUCCGCAGCCAUUUCCAGAGAAUGUACACCACAGCUACCAGCCUGGAUCAGAUCUUACACAACAACAUCAUAAUAGUCCAAGCUUUAACCACACUCUGUCUCAACAUAGACAUACAGCCCACAGACUUGUCAAAUCCUAACCCAGUACAGAUGUUAAUGCUUUGUGUCCACCUGUACGGGAGGUUGCCUCAGUACCUGCCAGUGCGCACCAUCACUUUGUCAGGAGGCUUGCACAGCACCUUUAUCAAGAAGGUGCGGCUGAAAAACCCAUCCCUUAAAGCUGUAAAAUAUCAGGCCUUCAUUUUAGGAGAGGACGCCCAGCUCUUCUCCCUCCCUGAUGGAUCUGCUGUUACUAUUCCCCCAAAUGCAAGCAUUGAACUGACCAUCCAAUAUAGCUGCUCCUUCCUGCAGCCAAUGGAAGCAGUACUUCUGCUUGUCUCCAGCUCUGUUUUUGGCCUGUGUGGGACCACUCUCACCUUCAAUCUGAAGACCCACAUCAGUGACAUCAUACCCACAAAAACUGUAGAGUGCAAGUGUCCGUGCUAUCAGCUGAAACUGAUCCAGCUCCCAGUAAUGAACCGUUUCAACAAGAAAGCUAGCUUCAGGGUGAUUCUGCUGGAAUCAAUAUUCAAUCCACUGGAACCUGAAAAACCUGCAAGUCUCAUUCAACAGGCUUUCUCCAAAAUAAGUUCUUCUGCAGAGAAGAUGACCACAGAGCACAGCUGUGAAGAGUUGGAUGGGAAGUGCAUAGAUCUCAAUGUUGAAGCCAGUGAUUUCUUGAGUACAGUGAAGAGUGUUUGUCUGAAUGCUGGAGAAGCUCACACUCUGAACAUCCACUACCUGCCAUUCUGUCCAGGCAACAAGUGCUGCUUAGUACUACUCGUCUGUCCACAGGUGGGCGAUAUGGUGUACCUGGUGACUGUGACAGCAAAGCUACCACUCCCUUCCCCCCUCACAGCCAGGCCUGGUUCCAACAUAGUCUCACUCCCCAGUACUUCAAGAGGCUCGAGUGUGUGUGAACCAGUGCUAAGCCUUCACUGCGUGGUGGGACAGGUGUGUAAUGAGGUGCUGCGUGUGCCACUAGUCAACAUGGCCCGGGAGCAAGCACUGGCUAUAUGGGGUCAGCUCAGCAUGAGUGCCGAGGAGCAUAGAAGAAGGAUGCUGACACAAACUAUGCACAGCAGCACCUUGAGGGCAGCCAUUUUAGCAUGCAAGCUCACCAAACAACAGGUCCAUCUGUUGAGAAGUGUUGGUGUCAGUGAUGGAGUCGAGUACAGUGUGGCAGUUUCUUUGCCAGCGCACUUUAAAUUACCUACAUCUGUUACAAUGCCUAUAAGAAAAGACUCUAAGAUACAACUGGAAGAUAAUCCUGCAGAAAAUGAAUGUUUGGAAAUCCCAUUUCAAUUCAAAGCGGACUCUGCAGGACAAUUUACGUGUCAGCUGAGCUUGAGGUCUUGGUGGGAUACUCGGGUGUACCUGCUGGUGGUGCUGGCGACUCCACAGGGCAAGCUCUCCAUGUAUAAUGACCAUGAAGGAACCAAGCCCAUGUUGACCCUCAGAGGAAUAGGAGAGCACCGCCUGCCUGUGGACCACGUGGUAUUACACUGCACUGUCGGGCAGACAACAACCACACAGCUCAUCGUCCCCAACUUUACCCAGAAUAAACUGGCCCUUCAGGUGAUGACAGACCUGUCUGUUGUGAGUGGUUCACCCUCCCUGAUGAUCAAACCUGGCUGUAAUACUCCGUAUUCCCUGGCUGUGUCACCUUGGAAGCGAGGAAAGCACUCAGGCUCCGUGUCAUUUGUAGCAGUUAAAGAAGCACAAGAGGCUCAGAGAGACAAAUAUUAUCCAGUGAAUGCACUUGGAAGCUAUGAGGUAUAUUUCACUCUGGAGAUCAUUUGUGAGCCGGCAGAACCUGUCAGGUCCAUACAAGUACAAUGCGCCAUUCAAAGCUCAGUUGCUAUUGAGAUCCCUGUCAAUAACCCAAGUGGAGAGAUGCUGAUAAUUGAUGUGCAUGUGGAUGGAGAUGGCGUGAGUGGAAACAGCUGGAUUUCAGUUCCCCCAGCAGAGAUGCUCAUCUACAAGGCCACAUUCUCCCCUGUCAAUGUAGGAAAGAGCUCUGGCAGUGUGAUUUUCCAGUCGCAGCUUGUGGGGGAGUUCUGGUACCAUCUGGAGCUUUAUGCUGUUCCUUCUCCAGUCGUUACUGGACAGCCGAUCCAGAGUCGACCGGUCAAAUAAGUGCACCUUACUCACAGCUUCUGGCCUGAAAAUGAGGCCUUAAUUUACAAAGUAU
Thalassophryne amazonica is the source of this 10142-nucleotide messenger RNA. Its product is annotated as cilia- and flagella-associated protein 47-like. Gene Ontology annotation, molecular function: protein binding. Lineage: Eukaryota; Metazoa; Chordata; Actinopteri; Batrachoidiformes; Batrachoididae. The record is from RefSeq and is a predicted model, not a curated record. The transcript is spliced from 73 exons. Bases 11 to 10087 code for a protein of 3358 amino acids.